Molecule: messenger RNA, 886 nt
Organism: Lactuca virosa
Lineage: Eukaryota; Viridiplantae; Streptophyta; Magnoliopsida; Asterales; Asteraceae
Source: the annotation of a GenBank genome assembly
AUAUGUUCUAAAACCCUAAUCCAUAGAUUCACUCUUUCACCGUCGCUGUGCGGUUCAUAGGCAGGAGAGAGCGCAACAAUGGGUGCUUACACUUAUGUUUCGGAGCUAUGGAGGAAGAAGCAAUCGGAUGUGAUGAGAUUUAUGCAGCGGGUGAGGUGCUGGGAAUAUCGCCAGCUUCCUUCCAUUGUCCGUGUCACUCAUCCUACCCGACCCGAUAAGGCUCGUCGUAUGGGUUACAAAGCCAAGCAGGGCUAUGUGAUCUAUCGUGUUCGUGUGAGGCGUGGUGGAAGGAAGAGGCCAGUUCCCAAAGGUAUUGUCUAUGGAAAGCCCACAAACCAGGGAGUCACCCAACUCAAGUUCCAACGUAGCAAGAGAUCUGUUGCUGAAGAGCGAGCUGGAAGAAAAUUAGGUGGCCUUAAGGUUCUCAACUCUUACUGGCUCAAUGAGGACUCUACCUACAAGUACUUUGAGGUGAUCUUGGUGGAUCCGGCCCAUGCAGCUAUCCGCAAUGACCCACGGAUCAACUGGAUCUGUAACCCGGUUCACAAGCACAGAGAGCUUCGUGGGCUGACAUCAGCAGGAAAGAAAUACAGAGGUCUACGUGGCAAGGGACACUUGAACCAUAAGGCACGUCCUUCUAGGAGAGCAACAUGGAAAAGGAACAACACUCUUUCACUUCGUCGAUACCGUUAAUGAUGAUGAUGGGUUUAAAGGGUUGUUAUUAUUACAUUGUGAUAAUGUCUGGUUUUUUCUUAGUUUUAAAUUUCUGUUUUGGGAUUUUGGACGCAAUGUUUUUGGUUAAUUAUGGUUUAAGAACCAAGUUCAGUUUGUCAUUUGAGAGAUAUUUGAUUCUGUUGUUUAUUGAAAGAGAAUGAUGCUUUUAAAA